GAUGGAGGCAGGAGGAGGUUUAACUCUGGAUGCAGGGAUGGGAACAAGAUUCAACAAACUGACAUUUACUGUCACUUAGUUGAAGAGUUUUGUCGAUUUAAUUUAAUUUGUCUGGCAUCAGUCGACACUUCUGGAGUUAAUGCAACUUCUUUAUUCAUCUGUGUUCAAAGGAAACAGUGUUUUUAACCCUCCACUCUCAGAGGAGCAGGCUGGUUCCAGUCUGGAUAUUCUCUCCUGAGACCUGAGCCUUGAUUUUUAAUUCCUCCUGUUUAUUUCAACGCCUGAACAAUGCAGCACGUCUAAAAGCCUCAUGAUUGUUCAGCAGUGUCACGGCUGUCGACCAGCAGCUCUCACUCUGUUUGUCUCUCAGUGAGAAAAUCUUUCAAAGUUCCAACCUUUAACUUUUGUCGACAGCAGACUGCAGAGAAAAGUGUCGGCUAACGAGGACGACAGGUGUUAGUUUGGUAAAAUGAAGAACAAGAAAGAUUUGUCAGAAAUAACCUUUUUAAAUCUAAAGGAACAGUUUUAUUUUUAUGAAUGUGACCAGAUUUAUUUUUUUAGUUCACUGUGUGGCUGCAGUUUUUUUUCCCCACGUUGCACCUGUUUCUGAACACAUGGAGGUCUGUGCGUCUGUUUUCCUCGUUUUGAAUCAUGGGACUCGUUGCCAAUGCAAAGUGAUUUGGAAAGGAGCUGAAGAGCAGUAAAACCAUGCGGCUGGGCAGUGCUCCAUAGCCUCCCCUGUCCCUCGCCUCCCACCUGAUCACCUCUCCUCCUCUUCCUCCAUCUCUCCUCUUCCUUCCCCUCUCUCUCCUCCCGUUCGCCAUGACGACCACCCUGGAGACGCUGCUGGCCCAGCCCGACCAGGAGCUGAGCCCUGAGCGGCUGGACGGCUGCGGGGACUCUGGCGGCCGGUACAAGGUGGUUCCCUCUGUCGUCUGCUCGAUGUGCUGCCUUUUCGGCAUCAUUUACUGCUUCUUUGGCUACCGCUGCUUCAAGGCGGUGAUGUUCCUGACGGGCCUGAUGUUCGGCUCCGUCGUCAUCUUCAUGCUCUGCUACAAGGAGCGCGUGCUGGACACCCAGCUGAGCGUGGAGGCCUCGGUGGGCAUCGGCCUGGGCAUCGGCACGCUCUGCGGCCUGGUCACCAUGCUGGUUCGCAGCGUGGGCCUCUUCAUGGUGGGCCUGCUGCUGGGCCUGCUGGUAGCCGUGGCCACCCUGGUUGGCAUGGAGGAGCUUUCCGACAGCCCGCCGCGCUCCGUCUGGGUGCCCCUUGGCGUGCUGCUUGGCCUGGGCAUGCUGUUCGCCGUGCUCACGCUGCAGUGGCAGCGUCUCUUUACCACGCUGUCCACAGCAGUGUUCGGUGCAGCGGUGAUCACGGUGGCUUUGGACUACUUCGUAGAGCUCUUCGCCCUCGUGUUGUACAUGUACGAGCGCAUGAAAGCGGCGCCUGGCAAGCCCGUGUGUUGGCUGACGUGGGUGGUGCUCGGGGUGUGGCCUGCCCUCACCCUGCUGGGUGUCAUCGUCCAGUGGAAGGUGACUGCUGAGGGAUACUCCCAUACCAAGGUGAUCAUCAGCCGGCAGCAGAGGAGGAUGCAGGUGAUGCGGAUCCGUCAGCGGGACGACCGCUACCGCAACAAGAAGAAGAAGAAGCAGCAGCACGGCUCCUCCUCCCACCACCACCACCAGGCCAAGCAACUCCACCCAGAGCCUGCCUACCGCCGCAAACCCAACCCCAUCCGCCGCUACGACACGGACGUCCUCUCACCGAGCUACAUCCAGAGUUUCCGAGACCGGCAGGUGCAGGCGCAGCCCUUCCCGGGACGGCUGGUUGGCGGACCCCACGCCGUGGUGGAUGUGGGCUACGACUGCGGCUCCACGGCGCCCCUCACCGGAGCAGCGGGACCUUCGCUACGGGUCUGAUUGCUUCUCCACCUCCCAGAGGCCUGAACACACCACGAAGCAGGGAGUUACAUGACUCUACAAUCACUACCCCACCUGGGUGUAACCACACCUGUGCUAGAACAAAACACCGCCAGGUUCAAAUGCAAAGAGUCUGGGUUUAAAUCUGGGUUUAGCCACACCCCUAAGAGGAUUAGAAUAUGUUUAGGGCUGGAUUUACCCAAAAUGCAACAUGUUUAACCCUUUAUUAAUUAUAAAUUUAGAUGAUAAAGCUCCACUCUCCUCGUCCUGCUGGAGCAUCAGUGUGGUGCAGAGGUUUGGUUUGACCUCUUUUCACUGAUUUAAAUGCACAAACACAUGCAUGCACUUACACACACACAAAAACACACACACACACACUGCAGCUACAAUCGCAAGGGUUUGACGUGGAAACCCGAAGCAGGCUGCUGUACCCAGCCCCGACCUGUCUUUCACCAUCUCAACUCAAAACAGAUCAGGGAUUGGACUUCCAGUGCAAACCCGCCUCAGGUUAACAAAAACAGGCAUCGUAUGAAAAAUCUAAACACCACUUUGCCCUCAUUCAGCGUGCUGUUUCUACUGCUGCCGUCGUUUUUCAGCCGGUGCUGCAGAAGCAACCAGAUCCUCAGCCUGGAGGACUCUUAACAAGCCCAACGAAGAUCAACUACAAAGGGAAGUAAAGGCCCUUAAAUGCAACCUGGGAUCCUUUAUUCGCUCUCUGUGCCAUCUGGACAACAAAAAUCCUCUUUGAAAUGUCUUCAGUGUCGUUUUUAAAGAGGGGAAAACCCUUCGUCACCCUUGGUGCUGGACGAUACACUACUUCAAGCGUCAGACUUGUCUCACGAAGGCUGGGGAAUCUGUUUAAAUGGGUGCCUUGCCCCUCCUGGGACUGAACCAGGCAGCAACAGGAGGAGGGUUACUGGCAGAUCUCCCAUCGAUGGCUUGUUUUUGCAUUAAAUGUGAUCACAGAAGGAUUUUUUUUAGUCGGGGGGGGGGGGGGAGUAGCCAUGGAGCUACAACAAGCAGGGUAGAAAAAACUGGAGUGGAGUUGGCUUGUUGUCUUCACAGAUGCCUGGAUGUAAGAGGAGGAUUUGCAAUUAGCUGACAGCAAGAAAGCCAUAUUUACACUGGCACCUCAUGAGAUUUGACUUAAUACGUGUGGGAAAAGACUGUGAGGAGUGUGUGUGUGCUGCGAAGCAGAGUAGAAGUAAUAAUUUCAUUGCAUAUGUUUCACUCUUUCACUCUCCAUCUGUCUCUGUGGAAGAGUCUCAGUCUGAAGUUCCAUGUGCUCCGGCAGAGCACGAGCCUCUUGCUGUUUAGUGCCAUAAAACAAUCCAGCAGAUUUUGAGAGGAAAUUAGUGGAUGAAAAUUUAAUUAAGAAUUAAAAUUUAAUUUGUACUGGGGGUGAAUUUGAUUGGUGCAGCAUCUGAUUAUAUAAUCCCAUCUCAUGUUAAUUAAGAUGCUAAAUGUAGGUGUUUUAGUCGUCAAAAAUGAACUGAAAUCAUCAGCAGAAUGUGAAAGAAAUAACAGUUUAAUAACACACUUUUUGUCACAGACGUAUUGUGAGAUUGUAAGAAAAUGUUCGGUGGCAAACAAAAAAGAUUCAAAAAGUCUUCUGGCUACGUAGCAACAGCAAAAACUUAAAAUAAGAAUAAAAAUAAAAACCUAAAACUCAAGAUGUUUUAAUCAUUUUCUGCUGUAAAGCAAUAAAGCAAAUUUCCCGCCUAAAUGUGACCUUGUUCAAAGAGAGGUGUGUGAACAGAUGAAACCAGACUGAGGUGUCGGUGUAAAUAAGGCUCAGAGAGUCUUAACUGAGAACACUGGACUAGUGGCCAUACCAACUUGUACUUAGACCAACAGCUCCUCCCAUCAUGUGCAUUGAUUUUCUUUACUUUUAGUCAGCAGUGAAAAUGUGAAUACUUUGUUAUCGUCUUUACCUUUUUAAAGGAAAAGCAGACGGUGUGUGUGGGAGGGAGGGAGAGAGGGAGGGAGGGGGGGAUGUACGGUACAUUUUUAUUUUUCUGUGGGAAACUGAAAUGCAUGAUCUCACCCCCACCACCAACCCUCGCCGACCCCGCCCUGCGUGGCUUCGUUCUGGCUCCCACCAAAACACCCUCCACCCCUUCAUGUGCAUCGAUGUGAAACUUGUACAUAAAACACAGCACUUACUAACUUUUAUUUCUGUUGUUAUUUUCACCUUUUUAUCUUUUCAUUUAAACUGUUUCUUUUUCUUUUUCUUAGGAGUCGGAUUAAAUCGAGACACAUUCUUUUCCAGUGGGAUGUAUUUAUUUGCUGAUUUAUUUAUUUCUGUAAAGGAGAGUGCAGUGUCAUCACUGUAGGCCAGUAACUCCAUGCUUUUUUUAAAACUGAAUUAUGACUAUGAUUAUUAAAGCAUGUGUUCCUAUGGGCCUGUA
This is a messenger RNA of Lates calcarifer (barramundi perch), 4328 nucleotides long. It is a transcript of the gene tmem198ab, whose product is annotated as transmembrane protein 198b. The record is from RefSeq and is a predicted model, not a curated record. Gene Ontology annotation, cellular component: cytoplasmic vesicle; plasma membrane. Bases 823 to 1917 code for a protein of 364 amino acids. Gene Ontology annotation, biological process: positive regulation of canonical Wnt signaling pathway. The transcript has 5 exons. Lineage: Eukaryota; Metazoa; Chordata; Actinopteri; Centropomidae.